Messenger RNA from Paramuricea clavata, 2607 nucleotides. The record is from the annotation of a GenBank genome assembly. Lineage: Eukaryota; Metazoa; Cnidaria; Anthozoa; Malacalcyonacea; Plexauridae.
GCUCGAUUUUUAUGUAUAAUCUGCCCGACUUAGAAAUGAUGGGUAGUUCCUAAUGUUAAACUGAUUAUUGAUUCGCGUUCUUUAAAUUAUCUUUGUAUAAGGUCCUAAAGGUGCGGAUGGUAAGAAAGGAGUCGAAGGUGUACCAGGAAAUGAAGGAGUACCUGGUUCUCAAGGACCUCGAGGUCAACUGGGUGGUAAAGGUGACAAAGGUCAGGCUGGUCAAUCGGGUGAUCGUGGUCCUGAGGGUGUUCCUGGUGAUGCUGGUCCUCCUGCUAGUGCCUCAGGAUUCUAUGUUACUAGACACAGUCAAAGUCAGAAUCCACCACCAUGUCCAUUUGGUUACCAGAAAAUGUGGGAUGGUUACAGUUUGUUAUAUGUACAAGGUAUGGUAUUUUUACAGGUAUUUCAAUGAAACUUUACCAUACAAUUGCAAAGAAUAGUGCGUAUAUGGAGGAAUAACAAUGCUAACAAUAGAGGAAAAAUAAAAUACCAUUUUCAACCUACACAAAAGCGAAAAGUCAUAAUAACUAAUAAAAAUCAAUUAGUAUGUUACAUUUGUAUCCAAAAGAGCUUUGAGAGCACAACUGAUAGGAAUUAUUGAAAUUAAAGUUGAAAGAUUGUUUAAUAUUCUUUGGAUGUGCCAAAACAAAGACAUUUUCAACCUACAACUUUAAUUAAGUUCGAAAAAAGGUUCAUUUUUCUUUAGGUUUUAUUUCCACAUCUUUCACUUAGGUCUCAUUUUUCGUUACAUUUUCUCUUCUUCCUUUUAACUUUCUCAUAGUUUCCCUAUUUGGAUGGCGAAUAUAUUAAAUCAUAAGUCGGACAGUUUAAGUAUUAAUUUUAGUUGAAACAGGGGUAUCUCGAGUGCCGGAAAGGAUUAAUAAUACGUUUUCAGUUCAUCACUCGAGUUAUAUUUAAUUUAGGUAAUGAUAAAUCCCAUGGUCAAGAUCUUGGUCAAGCUGGUUCAUGUCUACGUCAGUUCUCCACCAUGCCGUAUUUAUCCUGUAAUAUUUACCAACGAUGUAACCUCGCCUCAAGAAAUGACUACAGUUAUUGGUUGUCAGCGUCCAGCACAAUACCCAUGAUGCCAGUGGAUAAUGAUGCUGUAGAGCCACAUAUCAGUCGUUGUUCAGUGUGUGAGACACCUGGGCCUGUUAUAGCUGUGCAUAGUCAAGAUCAAUCAUUACCAUCAUGCCCUGCUGGAUGGCAGGGAUUAUGGGAUGGAUACAGUUUCAUUAUGGUAAGUACGGUGUAAGUUUUAGACCUUCGCUUGCAUAAAACAUUGCCUGUUCCCAUGUGAACCUUUAUUGCUUGUAACGAGCUUUUGAAGGUUUCAAGCCAAUCAGUGCGAAGCUAGUUAAAUUAAACCUGAUUGGUUGAUCAGAUUAAGAGCUGCCAAUUGUUCCUUACAGGCAUUAUCUGAUCAAGCAUUAUGAAAUUCGCAAAUUGAAUGUUUUGUAUGAAGAAAAUUCAAAAGAAAUCAAUGUUUAUCGAUUUAUCACAUAAUACGAAUCAUUCUCCUGGUUUGCUGUUUCCUUCACUUUAGCAGUUAAAUCUCUCCUUGUUGUACUGUAUUAUUCAAACGCUAAGAAUUCAUAUUAUUUUUUCACACAGCAUACUGGUGCCGGGGGGAGUGGCAGCGGCCAGAGUUUGUCGUCACCAGGCUCCUGUGUUGAAACAUUCAGGCCCAAUCCGUUCAUUGAAUGCCAUGGUCGUGGGACAUGCCAUUACUACGCCAAUAAAUACAGUUUCUGGAUGGCAACUGUAAAACCUGACGAAAUGUUUAUAUCACAGACUCCUGAAGUUUUAGAUCAAGAAAAAGGACAAGAUUUAAGAUCACGUGUUAGUCGAUGUCGUGUUUGUGUUCGACCCCCCAAGACAAACAGUCGGCAACCGCACCCGGCUUUCUGGCACGACGUCACUAAUCCUAAGACACAGACACAAGGUGCUGCAAAUGCUCAGCCAUUAUUGAGGCAGGCUGGAUUUCAAUAAGACAUUUAAACUAGACAAAGAUAUCGUGAAUUGGACGACUAACACCUAUUUACAGUUUAAACUUUGGUUGAAUGAAAAUAAAUCAACGCUUUUAACUUUACUUUCUGACUGAUAACUGUUUAUAACUACAAGUGAAUAAACAUAAUUAUGUUUCUUUUCACAUUAAUCUCUUUCGAAUAUAAUGCAAAUAUUUCGACUAUCUUGUUCAUUAAACUUUAGUUAUAGUUAGUUUGAAUAUCUUGUUCAACUCCAGUUAUAGCAAUUAAAAAUAAUUGGGAAUAUUUUUCAGAAUCUAAAGCACUAAUAUAUAUGGCAUAUGCUUUCUAGCGACAUUGAGAAAUAUAUUUCACGCAACUGUGAACAAAAACAAGAUUUGUUAAGCUUAUUCAGUAGACAUGUAAUAAUAUGUUUUAGAAUUUUAUGGCAAUUUUCGCCGAAAAUCAUUGAUGUUUAUAUAAAUUUAAAUGAUUAGGACUAUGUAAUCUAGUAGUUUUGUAAUUGAUAAAAUUAAUACCAUAUAUGUAUCUUAUUAAUUGUUUUAUUCAAGAAUAUUGUGUGAUUGGAUAAUUUGAUACUUGUAAUCAAUUUUCAAUAAAUUUAGGUAAAUGCGAAGAA